This is a messenger RNA of Camellia sinensis, 684 nucleotides long. NCBI's taxonomy places the organism in Eukaryota, Viridiplantae, Streptophyta, Magnoliopsida, Ericales, Theaceae. The record is from RefSeq and is a predicted model, not a curated record.
UUUCCUUCCCUUCUCCAAUUUUAGGUUUGAAGCACACAUGGAGCUUCAUGUGGGAUCUAUUGAUGAAGAAGAUGAUGAGCAAGGCAUUGCACAUAUGAUUGAACAUGUUGCUUUCCUUGGAAGUAAGAAGCGUGAGAAACUUCUUGGGACAGGAGCCCGUUCAAAUGCUUACACGGAUUUUCAUCAUACUGUGUUUCACAUCCAUUCACCAACUUGUACAAAGGACUCGGACGGGGAUCUACUUCCAUCUGUUCUUGAUGCUUUGAAUGAGAUAGCUUUUUACCCAAAAUUCCUUGCUUCUCGAGUUGAGAAAGAGAGAAGAGCGAUAUUAUCAGAACUACAAAUGAUGAAUUCAAUAGAGUACCGUGUCGAUUGCCAGUUGUUGCAACAUCUGCAUUCUGAAAACAAGCUGAGUAAGAGAUUCCCAAUUGGGUUGGAAGAGCAAAUCAAGAAGUGGGAUGUAGACAAAAUCAGGAAAUUCCAUGAGCGUUGGUACUUUCCAGCAAACGCUACCUUAUAUAUUGUGGGUGACAUUGAUAACAUUUCAAAGACAGUUUACCAUAUUGAAGUACGUGUGCAUCUGCUUAUCUUUAUAUUUUAUGCAUUAAAUUGCAUGUCAAUCAGGAAUGUGGAUCGUGAUUUCAUAGUCAACGUUUGAGUUUUAGUUAGUUUUUGUAUUUAAUU